Molecule: messenger RNA, 2460 nt
Organism: Meleagris gallopavo (turkey)
Lineage: Eukaryota; Metazoa; Chordata; Aves; Galliformes; Phasianidae
Gene: FGA
Product: fibrinogen alpha chain
Biological process (GO): blood coagulation; fibrinolysis; blood coagulation, common pathway
Cellular component (GO): fibrinogen complex
Molecular function (GO): extracellular matrix structural constituent; signaling receptor binding; protein-macromolecule adaptor activity
Source: RefSeq, a predicted model, not a curated record
CAAAAGACAGAGGAGAGCAUCCUCUCAUCCACAGUUCUGCUCGCUCUUCUCCGAAGAUGAUACCGUUGAGGAUACUCUGUGUGUUGCUCUGCCUCAACUUAGCUUGGGCUCAGGAUGGGGAGACCACCUUUGAAAAGGAGGGUGCAGCCGGACGUGGCCCCAGGAUCGUGGAGCACAUGCACCAGUCCUCCUGCAAGUAUGAGAAGAACUGGCCUAUGUGUGUGGACGAUGACUGGGGUAUAAAAUGUCCAUCAGGCUGCAGAAUGCAAGGAAUAAUUGAUGACACGAACCAGGAUAACAGUCACAGAAUAGAGAAAAUUAGGCAGCAACUUGCAGACAGUCAAAACAACUAUAAAACGUCCAAUCGGGUAAUUGUGGAAACCAUAAAUAUACUAAAGCCUGGUCUGGAGGGUGCCCAGCAGCUGGAUGAGAAUUACGGUCAUGUGUCAGCAGAACUGAGGAGGAGAAUUGUGACAUUAAAGCAGCGAGUUGCCAAUCAAGUGAACAGAAUUAAAGCUCUGCAGAACAGCAUCCAGGAGCAGGUGGUGGAAAUGAAGCGUUUGGAGGUGGACAUUGAUAUUAAAAUACGAGCUUGCAAAGGAAGCUGUGCAAGAAGUUUUGAUUACCAGGUGGACAAAGAAGGCUAUGACAACAUCCAGAAGCAGCUUACCCAGGCCAGCUCCAUUGACAUGCACCCAGACUUUCAAGCAACCACCUUGAGCACACUGAAAAUGAGGCCUCUUAAGGACUCGAAUGUUCCCGAACAUUUUAAGCUCAAGCCUCCACCAGAAAUGCAAGCUCUGAAUGUAUUUAAUAACAUCAAGCAGAUGCAAGUGGUAUUAGAAAGACCAGAAACAGACUCAAGGCCCUCCCAAGGCGAGACCUUUUACCAUGUGGCAGAAGCAAGGGGGGAUUCUUCACCUCCCCACACCAGCAAAUUAGUUACUUCUGCUCAUGGGAGAGAAACCCCUAGCCUGGUAGAUAAAACCUCCUCUGUCCAUAGAUGCACCAGAAUUGUCACCAAGAAAGUCAUUAGUAGCCCCGAUGGUCCUAGAGAAGAAAUAGUUGAAAAAAUGGUUUCCUCUGAUGGCUCAGACUGCUCCCAUUUACAAGGAGGACGAGAAGGAAGCACUUACCAUUUUAGUGGGACAGGUGACUUUCACAAGCUAGACAGGUUUCAGCCAGAUCUAGAGUCGUUCUUCACCCAUGACUCUGCCACUGGUAGCAGGCACUCUGUUAGCUCGAGCACCACCACAACCAGCAGCCGUGUGACUGGGGCGGGCAGCAGCCACCUAGGUACUGGAGGGAAAGACAAAUUCACAGACUUAGGAGAGGAGGAAGAAGAUGAUUUUGGAGGACUUCAGCCAUCUGGAUUUGCUGCCGGCAGUGCAAGUCACUCCAGGACUGUAGUGACCAGUUCCUCUUCUAGUUUCAACAAGGGAGGCUCCACUUUUGAAACCAAGUCACUAAAGACCCGUGAAAUAUCUGAGAGGCUAGGUGGGGUGCAACAUGAUCAGAGUGCAGAGGAUACCCCAGACUUUCAGGCGCGCAGCUUCAGACAAGCAGCAAUGAGUACAAGAAGAGACUACAGUGGGAAAGACUGCGAUGAUAUCCGCCAGAAACACACUUUUGGUGCCAAAAGUGGCAUUUUCAAAAUCAAGCCAGAGGGAUCCAGUAAGGUUUUGUCAGUUUAUUGCGACCAAGAGACCACUUUGGGAGGAUGGCUAUUGAUCCAACAGAGAAUGGAUGGAUCAGUGAAUUUUAACCGUACGUGGCAAGACUACAAGAGAGGUUUCGGCAGCGUGGAUGGCAAAGGGCGAGGAGAGUUGUGGCUGGGCAAUGAGAACAUCCACUUGCUGACUCAGAACGACACUCUGCUUCGAGUAGAGUUAGAGGACUGGGAUGGAAAUGCUGCAUAUGCAGAGUACAUCAUGCAGGUAGGGACUGAAGCAGAAGGCUAUGCCCUGGCUGUGUCCUCCUACGAGGGGACUGCUGGGGAUGCACUGGUUGCUGGCUGGCUGGAGGAAGGCUCUGAGUACACGUCCCAUGCUCAGAUGCAGUUCAGCACCUUCGACCGGGACCAAGACCGCUGGGAGGAGAGCUGUGCUGAGGUGUACGGGGGCGGCUGGUGGUACAACAGCUGCCAGGCAGCCAAUCUCAAUGGCAUUUACUACCCAGGGGGCCACUACGACCCCAGAUACAAUGUUCCAUAUGAGAUCGAGAACGGAGUAGUCUGGAUACCAUUUAGAGCCUCCGAUUAUUCCCUCAAAGUUGUUAGAAUGAAAAUCAGACCCCUGGAUACCUUGUAGAAGGACAGGCAUUUAAUAUAUGUGUCACAACUAAAAGUCGGAAAUGUCUUUUAUAUAUCUAUGUGUGUGAUGUAUCUUUACCCUAUGAAUUUGAAGGCAACAUGGCACAUCUAUGGCAUACAAAAUAAACUGAUUAAUUAUUAACAAAACA